CUCCCGCAGGGACUCUGCAGACCAGGCGGGUGUCGCUGCAAGCUCCGCGCAGCACUGUGCGUGCGUCCUCCUGCCCCCGCACCUGUCGCGCGCACCCUUGCCUGCACCUGUGGCGCUCCCUCGCUGCCCGCGUCUGUCGCCCGCACCUGCAGCCCUGCACCUGCAGCCCGGCCCAGCAUGGCGGACCAAGCGCCCUUCGACACGGACAUCAGCACCCUGACCCGCUUCGUCAUGGAGGAGGGCAGGAAGGCUCGUGGCACUGGCGAGCUGACCCAGCUGCUCAACUCGCUCUGCACCGCGGUCAAAGCCAUCUCCUCGGCGGUGCGCAAGGCGGGCAUCGCGCAGCUCUAUGGCAUCGCUGGCUCUACCAAUGUGACGGGCGAUCAAGUCAAGAAGCUGGAUGUCCUCUCUAAUGAUCUGGUCACGAACAUGCUGAAGUCGUCCUUCUCCACCUGUGUUCUUGUGUCUGAAGAAGAUAAACACGCCAUUAUCGUAGAACCAGAGAAAAGGGGCAAAUACGUGGUCUGUUUUGAUCCCCUCGAUGGCUCUUCCAACAUCGACUGCCUUGUGUCCAUUGGAACCAUUUUUGGCAUCUACAGAAAGCAAUCUACUGAUGAGCCUUCCGAGAAGGACGCCCUGCAGCCAGGCAGGAACCUGGUGGCAGCUGGCUAUGCCCUCUAUGGCAGCGCCACCAUGUUGGUUCUGGCCACAGAGACUGGUGUCAACUGCUUCAUGCUGGACCCGGCCAUCGGGGAGUUCAUUUUGGUGGACAGGAAUGUGAAGAUCAAAAAGAAAGGUAACAUCUACAGCCUCAACGAAGGCUACGCCAAGGACUUUGAUCCUGCUGUCACUGAGUACAUCCAGAGGAAGAAGUUUCCUCCAGAUAAUUCAGCUCCCUACGGGGCUCGGUACGUGGGCUCCAUGGUGGCUGACGUACACCGCACCCUGGUCUAUGGAGGGAUCUUUUUAUACCCUGCUAACAAGAAAAGCCCCAGUGGGAAGCUGAGACUGCUGUAUGAAUGUAACCCCAUGGCCUUCGUCAUGGAGAAGGCAGGGGGAUUGGCCACCACGGGCAAGGAAGCUGUGUUAGACAUUGUUCCCACGGAUAUCCACCAGCGAGCGCCAGUCAUCCUGGGGUCCCCCGAUGACGUGAAGGAGUUCCUGGAGAUAUACAAGAAGCACGCUGCCAAAUGAAGACCUGGGCCUGCCCUCACCCCAGAGAGCCGCUCCCACACCGCUACCCCAUUCUGACUGUGCAGUCUCAUGCCUAGCCAGGAGACAUAAAAUGCACGGAUGUUUUCACCACCUAGUGCUCUGUAGUUCCUGGUGCUACUUAACCUGAAUGUUAUCUCAACAAUAUCACUGGAGGGAAAGAUCUAUUUUGAGCAGAAGGAGGAGAAAUAAACACAGUAUUCCUUUUUAAAAAAAA
This is a messenger RNA of Cavia porcellus (domestic guinea pig), 1429 nucleotides long. RefSeq names its product fructose-bisphosphatase 1 (gene Fbp1). Gene Ontology annotation, biological process: gluconeogenesis; sucrose biosynthetic process; fructose metabolic process. Gene Ontology annotation, cellular component: cytoplasm; cytosol. Gene Ontology annotation, molecular function: fructose 1,6-bisphosphate 1-phosphatase activity. The record is from RefSeq and is a predicted model, not a curated record. Lineage: Eukaryota; Metazoa; Chordata; Mammalia; Rodentia; Caviidae. Bases 178 to 1194 code for a protein of 338 amino acids. The transcript is spliced from 7 exons.